Messenger RNA from Misgurnus anguillicaudatus (oriental weatherfish), 4321 nucleotides. The record is from RefSeq and is a predicted model, not a curated record. NCBI's taxonomy places the organism in Eukaryota, Metazoa, Chordata, Actinopteri, Cypriniformes, Cobitidae.
AAUAAUUGAUUUAACAAACAAAACUUUGUCAGCAAAAAUUCACUAUAAAAACUCUGUCCCUCUGUGGAGAUUUUCACAAACCACCAGCCAUGAGAGCUGUAGUGCUAGCCUUGACAGUCGCCCUUGUGGCAUGUCAACAGAUUAACCUUGUUCCUGAGUUUGCUCCUGAUAAGACCUAUGUGUACAACUAUGAGGCUCAGCUCUUGGGUGGUCUUCCUCAAGAAGGUCUGGCCAGAGCAGGAAUAAAAGUCAGCAGCAAGGUUCAUCUCACCGCUGUGACAGAAAAUAUCUUUCUGAUGAAGCUCAUGGAUCCUGUGCUCCACGAGUAUGGCGGCAUCUGGCCCAAGGAUUCUUUCAUUCCUGCCACUAAGCUCACUGCAGCACUGUCAGCUCAGCUUCAAAUUCCCAUCAAGUUUGAGUACGCUAAUGGUGUGGUUGGAAAGGUAUUUGCCCCAGCAGGAGUUUCCCCUACUGUCAUGAACUUGCACAGAGGAAUCCUCAACAUCCUUCAGCUCAACCUCAAGAAGACCCAGAACAUUUAUGAACUGCAAGAGGCUGGAGCUCAGGGAGUGUGUAGGACCCACUAUGUCAUCAAUGAGGAUCAAAAGACAAACCACAUUAUUGUCACCAAGUCUAAGGACCUCAGCCACUGUCAUGACAGAAUCAUAAAGGACAUUGGCUUGGCAUACACUGAGAGAUGUUCUGAAUGCACACGGAGGGAUAAGAGUCUGAUUGAAACUGCAACUUACAACUACAUCAUGAAACCAUCUGCAAAUGGUGUACUGAUAACUGAAGCAACAGUUGAGGAAGUGCAUCAGUUUUCACCCUUCAAUGAGAUGCAUGGUGCUGCUCUGAUGGAGGCAAAACAAACAUUGGCUUUUGUUGAGGUUGAGAAGAACCCAGUUGUUGCCAAUAAAGGUGAUUACCUGCACCGUGGAUCCCUGCAGUACGAGUUUGCAACUGAGGUUCUUCAAUCCCCAAUUCAACUCAUGAGGAUCAGUGAUGCACCAGCCCAGAUCAUAGAGGUCCUAAAACACUUGGUCACUAACAAUGUGGUCAUGGUCCAUGAUGAUGCUCCACUGAAGUUUAUUCAGCUCGUUCACCUUCUGCGUGUCGCCACCAUGGAGAAUACUGAGGCUAUUUGGGCUCAAUUCAAGGACAAACCAGUUUACAGGCGCUGGCUUCUGGAUGCUCUUCCUGCUGUUGGGACACCAGUCGUUGUAAAAUUCCUUAAGGAGAAGUUUCUGGCUGGGGAACUUAAAAAUUAUGAAUUCAUUCAGGCUCUUGUGAUGGCUCUGCAAAUGGUGACUGCUGAUUUGGACACAAUCAAGUUCACUGCUAGUUUGGCAAUGAAUGAGAAAGUCGCCGCAAUCCCAGCAGCACGUGAAAUAGUCAUGCUUGGAUAUGGUUCUAUGAUUGCCAAAUACUGUGAUGCAGUACCCACCUGCAAUCCUGAGCUCCUCAAGCCUAUUCAUGAUAUUGCUGCAGAAGCCAUUGCCAAAAACGACAUUCGUGAAAUCUCAUUGGUUCUGAAAGUUCUGGGCAAUGCUGGUCACCCUGCUAGUCUUAAAACAAUCACUAAGGUCCUUCCAGGACUGAGAACUGCGGCUACUACUCUGCCCAUUAAAGUCCAGGUUGAUGCCAUCCUGGCCCUGAGGAACAUUGCCAAGAAGGAGCCAAAAUUGGUUCAGCCACUGGCCUUGCAGCUCUUAGUGGACAGGGCUCUCCACCCUGAAGUGCGCAUGGUUGCUUGCAUUGUGUUGUUUGAGUCAAAGCCCUCAGUGGCUCUUGUCUCCAGCCUUGCUGGUGCUUUGAGACUUGAGACCAACAUGCACGUGGCAAGCUUUGCCUAUUCUCACAUUAAGUCAUUGACCAGAAUCUCUGCUCCUGAUAUGGCAUACGUUGCUGGUGCAGCAAAUGUUGCUAUCAAACUCCUGAGCUGCAAGCUGGGCAGGCUUAGUUACCAUUUCAGCAGAGCCCUUGAGCUGGACAUCUAUCAUACUCCUCUAAUGAUUGGAGCUGCUGGUAGUGCCUAUAUGAUCAAUGAUGCCGCCACCAUCCUGCCCAGAGCUGUCAUAGCUAAAGCACGUGCCUACCUGGCUGGAGCUGCUGCUGAUGUUCUUGAGAUUGGUGUGAGAACUGAAGGAAUCCAAGAAGCUCUUCAGCAAUCACCUGCUGCAGAUCAAAGUGCUGACCAUAUCACAAAGAUAAGGCGCACACUAAAAGCAAUCACCAACUGGAAGUCUCUGCCAGACAAUCAGCCAUUGGCUUCAGUCUACAUUAAAUUAUUUGGACAAGAAGUGGCUUUUGUGAACAUUGACAAGACUCUCAUUGAACAAGCAAUACCGCUUGCUACAGGACAAAAACAGCGUGAACUGUUAAGGGAAGCCCUUAAAGCACUGCAGGAAGGAUAUGCCAUGCAGUAUGCCAAACCCCUGUUAGCAGCUGAAGUGCGUCGUAUCUUGCCAACAGCAGUUGGUGUGCCCAUGGAGCUCAGUUUGUACACUGCUGCUGUUGCUGCCGCAACUGUCAAUGUUAAGGCCACUAUCACACCUCCUCUUCCUGAGCAACAUGACAGCUUAACUCUUGACCAGCUGAAGAGGACUGAUAUUCAUCUGCAAGCUGAAGCUAAACCAAGUAUUGCUCUGCAGACCUUUGCUGUGAUGGGAGUAAACACUGCCUUGAUCCAAGCUGCUGUAAUGGCCAAAGGAAAGCUUCGUACUAUUGUCCCUGGAAAAGUAGUUGCAAGAGCAGACCUUCUCAAGGGCAACUACAAGGUGGAGGCCCUGCCUGUUGAGGUUCCUGAACAUAUUGCUACCAUGAGCUUUGAGACUUUUGCUGUGGUCAGAAAUAUUGAAGAUCCCACUGCUGAGAGAAUUGUUCCUUUGGUAUCAGAGUUAUCUGUUCAAAACUCUCAGACUAAUUCUGGUGAACAGUCUUCAGAGAGACAUUAUUAUAGUGCAUCGGCUGAGGUCCGGUCUGUGAGAACUUCGGCUCCACUCCACAAGACUAUGUGUUAUGUUGUCCCAUACAUCGAAAUCAAGGGAUGUGUUGAGGUGAACUCCCGCAACGCUGCAUUCAUCAGGAAUGCUCCUCUAUAUUACAUAAUUGGACAGCAUUCAGCACGUGUUGCUAUAGCAAGAGGUGAUGGUCCUGCAGUUGAAAGAUUGGAGUUUGAAGUCCAAGUUGGCCCUAAAGCAGCUGAGAUGCUCAAUAAGCAAAUCAACCUUAUUGAUGAGGAGACUUCAGAGGGAAAGACAAUCCUGUUGAAACUGAGGGACAUCCUGGAGGCUCAAGCCAAAAAUGCAACUUCUAAGAGUAGCAGCAGCAGCAGCAGCCGAAGCAGCAGAAACAGCAGAAGCAGCAAAAGCAGCAGCAGUAGCAGCAGAAGCAGCAGCAGCCGCAUCAACCGUUCCAGCAGUUCCAGCAGUUCAAGCAGUUCAAGCAGUUCAAGCUCCUCCAUUUCCAGCUCUCGCAUGAGUAAGAAUCCCACCAUCAUUGAGCCUUUUAGGAAAUUCCACAAAGAUCGGUUCAUGGCACCCCAUGGAGCCUCAAAGGCAAGAAGCAGUGGAAGCACUGGAUCUAGUUUUGAGGUCAUUCAGAAACAAGCUAAGUUCCUUGGAAACUCUAUCCCACCUGUUUUUGCUGUUUUUGCCCGUGCUGUGAGAGUUGACCGAAAACUCCUGGGCUACCAACUUGCUGCAUAUUUUGACAAGCCAACUGCGAGAGUGCAGCUUGUUGUGGCCGCAAUUGCUGAAAAUGACAACAUGAAGAUUUGUGCUGAUGGUGCCCUGCUUAGCAAGCACAAAGUUGUGGCAAAGGUUGCUUGGGGUCCAGAGUGUCAACAAUAUCAAGUCACUGCCAAAGCUGAGGCUGGUGUUCUUGGAGAAUUCCCUGCCGCCCGUUUGGAGCUGGAAUGGGAAAGACUUCCAAUAAGUGUCACCAACUAUGCCAAAAAGCUGUCUAAGCAAAUCUCUAUGGCAGCUCUCCAGGCAGGAUUCAAACUUGAAAGAGCCACAAACAGCGAUAAAGAGAUUGAACUGACCGCAGCCUUGCCAAAUCAAAGGACUCUGAAUGUCAUGGCUAGGAUUCCAGAGAUGACAAUGUCAAGAAUGGCGAUUCAUCUCCCGUAUGCUGUUCCCAUCAAUCCAGAUGGAACCUUUUCCAUUCAUAUUGAUGAGGACAUUCUGACCUGGCUUAAGAAGCAACUGGAGGAAUAAUUAACAAAUUAGACUUAAAUAAAAAAUGUUUAUAUAAUUGUUGUUGACAUUUUAAUUAAAAAUGUUUGUAAUGUGAUCCUAAUAAAUUUUCAGCAAGCAUC